Molecule: messenger RNA, 1098 nt
Organism: Penicillium alfredii
Lineage: Eukaryota; Fungi; Ascomycota; Eurotiomycetes; Eurotiales; Aspergillaceae
Exons: 5
Coding region: 1-1098 (365 amino acids)
Biological process (GO): carbohydrate metabolic process; pentose-phosphate shunt, non-oxidative branch
Cellular component (GO): intracellular anatomical structure
Molecular function (GO): transaldolase activity
Source: RefSeq, a predicted model, not a curated record
AUGGGCAGCCUGGGUACGCAGACAUGGCUUCACAAGCUGUCUGAGCAGUUAAACAUCGACGUCGACUGGAUGGACCCGGCAUUCACCCUCAGCCUCCCCAUUGUGCCGCACGACAUGACCAGCAACCAGGGCUGGGUACACGAGCAGAUGUGCCACCCCGACAACGAAGAGCUCUUCAAGAGCGUGGUCAAGGAAUACAAAGACCAGGGCUGGUUGGCUAUCUACACACGCAUGGCUGUCUUGAUGUCCAAGGCAAACAUCGACAAUAUCCAGGGCCGAGUCCUUCUCCAGACUCUUCCAUCAAACGCCUAUAACACCGAAAAAACCCUGGAACAUGCUCGUGCGUACGCCCGCGAGUUUGAAAAUGUGGGCGUCUCCAAGGACCGGUUCUGCAUCAAGAUCCCCAGUACGGGUCCUGCGCUGAGCGCGUGUCCCACUUUGCUGGAUGAGGGUAUUCGGACGCUUGGGACUGCGCUGUUCAGCGUGCAUCAGGCGAUUGCUGCGAGCCAGGCAGGCUGUCUGUAUAUCAGUCCCUACUACAACGAGGUCCGCGCCCACGAUGAGCUUGACUUGUGGCCCAAGUCCGAUGACCCAGCCCUGCACCAUACCAUGUCCCCGCGUUUGGUCCAGAUCCUCGAAACCUACAAGCGGCUAUACAAGGAGACCGGUAAAGAACAGCCCUUGCUCAAGAAUGCGAGUUUCAUUUCCCCGGAAGAGGCGAUGGCGGCCGGUGAGCUGGGGUGCCACUCGGCAACGAUCUCGCACCAGGUGCUCACUGAGCUCUCCAAGCUCCCCUACGACAGCGCCAAACAGCCCGGAGAGGGCGUGCUCAAGCCCAGCCAUCCGUACCGGGACGCGGAACCCACGCCGACUCGUCUUCAGAAACUCGCGCACAUCGACCCGCUGGCAGGGCCUGACUGGGAUGGAAAACUGGCCAGCACAGGUAUUGACUAUCUGGCAAAUGGAGGAGCUGAGCUGGAUAAGGCCAAUGAGGAGGAUCCCACCACAAAGAAGCGGCUUCGUGAGGCACUCGCGUUGUUCGUGGCGGCAGAGAAGAGAAGCCAGGCCAAGAUUGAGGAAGCCAUGAAGAAUGUGUGA